Prunus armeniaca (apricot) is the source of this 246-nucleotide messenger RNA. The record is from the annotation of a GenBank genome assembly. Lineage: Eukaryota; Viridiplantae; Streptophyta; Magnoliopsida; Rosales; Rosaceae.
AUGGGUGGAAGCUUAGUCAAACUUUACAAGAGCGUUGAAAAUCUCAGUGACACAUACAUACAACCUGCUACUAACAAGGACGAGGCCUUGCUGAAACCUACGACACUUUCUGCUGGAGCUAAUGUCCUUCGGAUUUUGACCGACGAUGAUCCAAAGGCCUGCCGAACAGUUCUGUUGUGCGACCAGUUGCUGACGGUUGAUGCUUUUGAAGAGAAGGUGGUUGAUCUUGACAUUGAAGAGGUUUGA